This is a messenger RNA of Galendromus occidentalis (western predatory mite), 3250 nucleotides long. RefSeq names its product RNA polymerase-associated protein CTR9 homolog. Gene Ontology annotation, biological process: regulation of DNA-templated transcription; RNA processing; transcription elongation by RNA polymerase II. Gene Ontology annotation, cellular component: Cdc73/Paf1 complex. The transcript is spliced from 8 exons. The record is from RefSeq and is a predicted model, not a curated record. Gene Ontology annotation, molecular function: RNA polymerase II complex binding. NCBI's taxonomy places the organism in Eukaryota, Metazoa, Arthropoda, Arachnida, Mesostigmata, Phytoseiidae. The coding region runs from base 1 to 3180 and encodes 1059 amino acids.
AUGGAAUCGGGUUCGAUAGAGAUCCCGCUCAGGGAUACAGAUGAGGUCAUCGAGCUCGACUUGAACCAGCUACCCGACGGCCAAGAAACGCUGACGAUCUUGAAACAGGAGAAAGCACAGCUGCACAUCUGGGUGAACUUGGCCUUAGCUUACUACAGGAAAGGAAAAGAAGCUGACAUGGUGGCCUUGCUGGAUUGCGCCCGGCAAGGUUUCAAUACUUGGGCAUCUUUGGACUAUCCCGAGCACGAACAAGACCAGAUGAGGUGUUUGGAUACUCUCGCCGCCUGGUACGUGCGGAAGGCGAACCUGGAGAAGAACAAGGACCUCAAAACCGAAAUGUUCACCAAGGCCACUCUCUUGUAUACCGCUGCGGACAGGAUCAUCAUGUACACCCAAAACCAUCUGCUCGGUAGAGCGUACUUCUGUCUGCUCGAAGGCGACAAAAUGGAUCAAGCCGAUGCGCAGUUCAACUUCGUGCUCAAUCAGAGUAAUAACAACAUUCCAUCGCUGCUUGGGAAAGCCUGCAUCGCCUAUAACAAGAAAGACUAUCGAGGCUCGCUGGCAUUCUACAAGAAAGCUCUCCGCACGAAUCCAAAUUGUCCGGCGGACGUCCGCCUGGGUAUGGGAUUGUGCUUCUUCAAACUUGGGAAACUCGAGAAGGCUCGUCUGGCUUUUGGGCGGGCGAUAGAGUUGAAUCCUAAAUGCAUCGGCGCGCUGGUUGGUUUGGCUAUCCUGGAGUUGAAUACCAAGUCAGCUGAAGGCAUUCAGAGCGGAGUCACGAUCUUAUCGAAGGCAUAUACGAUCGAUUCAGCGAAUCCGAUGGUUCUCAAUCAUCUGGCGAAUCAUUUCUUCUUCAAGCGUGAUUUUCAAAAAACUCAAACUCUAGCUUUGCACGCCUUUCACAACACGGAGAACGAGGCGAUCCGAGCGGAGAGCUGUUACCAGCUCGCUCGCUGUUUCCACAUCCAGGAAGAUUACGACCAAGCUUUCCAGUAUUAUUACCAGGCGACAAAUUUUGCCUCUGCGAAUUUCGUGUUGCCUCAAUUCGGCCUUGGGCAGAUGUACAUGGCCCGGGGAGACAACGAGAAUGCAAUGUCGUGCUUCGAGAAAGUUUUAAAAGUUCAUCCUAAUAACUACGAGACCAUGAAGAUCUUGGGCUCACUCUACGCUCAAUCGGGCAACCAGAACAAACGGGAGCAGGCCCGCAACUUCCUCAAGAAAGUCACCGAGCAGUUCCCAGACGAUGUUGAAGCCUGGAUCGAAAUGGCUCAGAUCUUGGAACAGAGCGACACUGCGGGAGCAUUGCAGGCCUACGAGACUGUCAAGAGCAUUUUACAAGAAGAUCAAGCGGAAUACCUCCGGAAUUUUAACACAUGGCGUCACUCGAGUAUCGGCUCGCACGACGCCUCUGUGUGGUUCAAAGACGCCCUCCAGGUUGACGUUCAGAACCCAGACUGCUGGUCUCUCAUCGGAAACCUACAUUUGCAUAACCGGGAAGUGGGUGCGGGACAGAAAAAGUUCGAGAAGAUUCUCAACAAUGAAACCACGAAAUCCGACACGUACGCCCUUGUUGCUCUUGGGAACGUUUGGCUGUGGACGUUGCACGAUACGAGAAUGGAUAAAGAGAAGGAGAAGCGUCAUCAGGAUCGAGCUCUGUCAAUGUACAAACAAGCCCUGCGGAUAGAUCCCAGAAAUAUUUGGGCUGCGAACGGAAUCGGUGCUGUGCUCGCCCACAAAGGCUACAUCACCGAAGCUCGGGAAGUCUUCGCGCAGGUCCGAGAGGCGACAGCCGACUUCUCUGACGUUUGGCUGAACAUCGCUCACAUCUACGUCGAGCUAAAACAAUAUGUAUCGGCGAUCCAAAUGUACGAGAAUUGCCUCCACAAAUUCUACAAGUACGAUAAUGUUGAAAUUCUCCUGUAUUUGGCGAGAGCCUUCUACCGCUCGGGGAAACUCCAGGAGUGCAAGAACAUUCUCCUGAGGGCCAGACGAGCGGUCCCCAACGAUUCUCAAAUCCUGUACAACAUCGCCUUGGUCCUCCAACGCCUCGGAAUGCAAGUGCUCAAGGAUGAAAAGUCGAACCUGAGAACAGUGCUGCAAGCUGUUUCCGAGCUUGACAUCGCUCACAAAUUCUUCACCACGCUCAGCCAAACCACCGGCGGCAAGUACAACCCCGAACAGGCCAUGGCCGAAGCACGACAGUGCUCCGAUCUUCUGAAUCAAGCGCAAUACCACGUUGCUCGGGCGAGGAAACUCGAUGAGGAGGAGAAAGAGUUUAAAAUCAAACAACAACGAGAGCGUGAAGAGCUCCGGGCCAAACUUCAGGAGAAACAGAAAGAGGAAGAAGAGAGGAGACAGAGAGAACGUGAGGAGCUCGUUGCCAAACGUCAGCAGUUUGUUGAACAGAGCAAACACAAGACUAAAUUCGAGGAGAUGCCGGUCGAGGCCAAACCCGGCAGGGGAAGGAGAAAUAAGGAUAAAGGCGAAAUCGUCACCUCGUCCGACGAGGGGAGCGGACCUGGAGGCAACGACGAGGAAGGAACCGAGUCGAGAAAGGAAAAGAAGGCACGGAAGAAGGAGAAGAAGAAAGGCGAGAAAAAGACGAAACGAACUGAAGAAACAAAACAGAGUCGUAGGCGGAAGCGAAGCCCCAAAGCGCCGAAAGGCAAAGCCAAGAAGGCUGCCGAAAGACUUACCGAAAAACAGAAGGGAAAAAUUCGGUCGAAGGCGACGAUUUCGAGUUCCGACUCAGAGUCAAAUGCGAGUCGUGCCAGUCCCGCUCCUGAGGCCAGCGGGGACGAAGACCGUGGCGCGAAGAGAAUCAUGUCGUCGGGCAGCGAAAGUGAAGGGGACAAGGGCAAGCGAAAGAAGGUCAUGUCUGCCUCCGAGGACGAAGUUCACCAUUCGGACUCGGGAAGAUCGCGCUCGCGAUCCGGAUCGAAAUCUCCGUCGCGAAGUGGGUCUCGAUCGGCCUCGGGAUCCCCAAGGAAUUCGAGAUCGAGAUCGAAGUCAGGCUCUCGGCGUUCAAAGAGUGCUUCCGAAUCGCGAUCACGAUCGGCAUCAAGAUCCGCUAGCGGAUCGCCCAGUAGGUCGAGGAGCCGGAGCAGAAGCAGAUCGGCCUCACAGAGCAUCGGAUCCAGGUCGCCUUCUCCAAACAAAUCCGGAGGGGAAUCCCCAUAGAAAAAGGGCACCGUUUGCAUGCAGAGAUCGGGCCGGAGAAAUAAAGAGCAUUCAAAGAGACUUUCUCCUU